AUGACGAACGGAUAUACGGAGCUCCUGCAUGGUGGCUGCCUCUUGACAGCCGUCACGCCAAGCACUGCGAAGCAACAUACACAUGGCUCUCCUCUUUGUGACUUUCUCUCUGUAACAUCGAUCCUGCCUCUUCAAGCGAACAUUCCAAGGUGCCACGAACUGACGAAGAUAAUAAUCAUGGCCCACUCAUCAUCAAUAUGCAAUACAUGUUCCUUCCCCCACGCAUCUCCUUCUGCCAGCCGCUGGUUGAGCACUCUAAAUUGUCAACAGCUCAAGUGCUCCACCACGUACGAUAGAGGUACCGAUGUUUGGGACGCUGACGACAGCAGCAACCGCUCCUGUAUCCUGGAAGUCCCGCUCUGGUCUCAAGAAAAUAUGGGUCGUGUCGAGCUCGAGGCAAUCGCGAUCGCAUGGUAUCAGAGCAGACAAGCAUUCAAUCCUCUAUCAUCACUCCACGCUUUAUCGCAGUCUCAGCUUGGAGCUACCCCAGCUUCUGCAAUGCCAGCAAUUGCAGACUUGACGAAUGAGGCCGAAACAUCAGGAAUGCUAUGCGCGACAUGCAGCAAGCUGGCCGACUACGGUCCGAUCAUCGCUUGUUGCGAAGCCGAAUUUAGUGCUGGCAAUGCUUCAGGCCAACCACUGACCUCUCCAGUACACCCUGGUUGGCAUACGCCGCAUACCUCCCGGAAUGACUUGCCUCUAUGCACACUUCGGCCCUGUUCUUUCCGAUAUGAUAUACCAGGGCUCCGAAGCGUUCCGGUGUCGGGGAAUCAUUCAGAGACUGUCCCGAGACAAUUCAUUCACCGCUCUCUCGAGAUGUCGUUCUCGACGAUGCUGACCAGGAAAGAACGUGAUGCACCCCAAGGUUUCUUGCGCUGUGUUCAUUCGGCCAUCAGCCGAGCCGAUGACUAUCUUUCCGACGAUUCACCUCUGAAAUGCGAUCGAAGCUGCCCUUACAGCCCAGGGGAUCAAAUCCAAUCUCAUGAACAUCCUCCGAACUCAGGCGUUGCGUCAUGCUGCAUAGCCACGACUACGAGCGCAAGCCGUUGGAGCAUUGACAAUGAACAAUUCCGGCUGAGUACAGCUGACCUCUCAUACUGGCAAUUGCAUGGCCUAGUAUGGAUGACAAAGCAGACCACCUUGACACCAAAGCGCAAGGGCUCAUAA
This is a messenger RNA of Pseudocercospora fijiensis CIRAD86, 1167 nucleotides long. RefSeq lists its product as uncharacterized. Lineage: Eukaryota; Fungi; Ascomycota; Dothideomycetes; Mycosphaerellales; Mycosphaerellaceae. The record is from RefSeq and is a predicted model, not a curated record. The transcript is spliced from 9 exons. Bases 1 to 1167 code for a protein of 388 amino acids.